Molecule: messenger RNA, 2789 nt
Organism: Cimex lectularius (bed bug)
Lineage: Eukaryota; Metazoa; Arthropoda; Insecta; Hemiptera; Cimicidae
Exons: 8
Coding region: 691-2532 (613 amino acids)
Source: RefSeq, a predicted model, not a curated record
UUGGAGUAGCUUAUUUGUUAGGUUUCUUUUGUAACCUUUUGCUUUCCGAUUGUCGGAGCUUUUAAGAAUUUCAAUGGUGCAGCGCUUUUCCGGCCAUUGCAUUUCUUCGGAUUUAAAAAGAAACAGGAACGUGCAGUGCCAUUUCAAUCGGGAAACAGAUGGAGUUUUUCUUUCACAAUUGGCUUUUUAAAAUUAAAAACAUAAAAUUCUCCAAAUGACCCCUUUACAAUCUAAAUUUAAAUUGUCCGUUUGUUGCUUUUAAACACUUCCACUUUUGGUAUUCUAAUAUUUAAAAGGUUUAAAAAGAAACAAACAGUACGGUCCAUUUUUUUGCCAACCAAAUAGGAAGUAGGACGAACCUCGAGCGCUCUCCAUACGGGAAAUGUGAAAAAAGCUGCAUGGCAAUAUUGAGUAAGAAGAAAAAUGUAGGAACGAAAAAGCUGGCCGUUUCGAAAAAGGCUUCAAAAUCGGAAGAUGUGAAAGAAAGUUGAUGGAGUAAAAACGGUUUGAAGGCUGCAUGUCUUGAAAUUCCCCGAAGCCUUCCGGCCUCAGAGAGGGUGGGAAGCCAUAUGAACCAAAAAAUUAAAAAAAAAAUUAUAUAUACUUUAUAUAAAUAUACAAAAACAUUAGAAAUUUUAGAGUAAUAAUUUCCUACCAUUUACACCUCAGAAACAGAAAAGAAGCAACUGAAUGGCAAAACCUAAAAAAAAUGCCACUAAGAAAAGUGCAAACGCAAAUAAGAAAGUCAAAACACCGGUCCCAAAAACGGAAAAUGUGAAAUUCAGAACAUUGGCUCAGUGGUGGCAUCAUUUUAACAAUGACAACAUAACAAUAUUACCAGGUGGCUUUCCCAAAGUUCAUCACUCAGUUAAGUCUAGGAAGCGUUCGUUUGAUGAGGCGGGUUAUCGGCUCAUCGUACGCCCUCAAUUCCAAGUUUACAAGAUACAACAUCCAGAUGACGUUUUGAACAGCACUAAGAAGAAAGACUUACAGUCAAAGAAGUCUGUGAAAAAUUAUCCCAUUCACCCCAACAACCACAACGACCACACAGAUUUUUUUAAGCACCACCUUUCCACCGGGGAGCAGCUAAAACAGUAUAGAGAAAUGAAUGCUUACUCAAGAACAAGACUGGGGAAAGUCAAUAAAAAGCAACUUCACAAGGCUGCAAUGAUGAUAUUCCGCGUACGGAUGGAAUCCGAAGGUAGAAAGCCUCCACCGACUGCGGUCACCGUCGUCAAGUUGCAGGAAGAAGAGCCUAAACCGAAACCUAGUGUGAUCAGCAUUCCGAAAGUAAAGAGUAAAGUGAAAGCUCCGGUGAAGAAAUUGGCGCUCACCAAAUUCACAAAGCCGACAGCACGUAUGUCUCGAGAUGUCAUCUUUAACAAGAAGAAGGAUUCUGUGAUGGUGGACGGUUUCAGGACGCCCAAGGCCGAAUCUUCGGAGAACGAUAAACGUUCGAUAUCCAAGUCUGAAAAAGAAAGCACGGAGACGGGCGAUACUAAAACCUCGAUGAGAGAUUCCGACACAGACACGAGUAAAUCGGUGAACCAGCGGACUUCGAACGUGAGCAGCAACGUGAGCAGGACCAGCGCUUCGAGCAUACUAAGCACGCCGAAGAGGCCGUCCAGGAACCUUUCCGCGGUCUCUCGCCUGCAAAAGAAAACAGUCAUCCGGCCUGUAUCCAACAAACAGGAAAUCAAUAAAUGCACCGUUAACUUUCCCGAGGGGGAAAACAGUAAAAACGAAAAACAAAAAAAGGGGUUGAAAUUCAGCACUUUUGGACUGUUACCGUCUAGGCCGUCGUUUGCCCAGUCGCUUCUCCGAGGUGAGCCGUCGAAAAGAUCUCUCAUCAUCGGAAAUCUUCCUUCUCGAACAACUAUCGCCGAUAGUUUCAAACAGCAGAUCAUCGACAAGAAGCUGAAGGACUCUUUGGAAAACGAGAAUUUUCUCAUUGUCCGGCCCGUCCAGGAGAGGACCUUCGGGAGCCAAGUGAGGCCGGGUCUCUUUCGGUUGGCAGAAGGCGACGAAUUGAGAAUCGAUUCGACUCGACUCUUGGAAAAGCACGGCUUGCCCAAGCUCGAGCCCAAGUUCAAAUACAGCGAAAAGUAUCCGGCAAAAGCCAACUAUUCCAAGUUUGUCACUCGGAAAAGGUCGAAGCAGUGUUUAUUGAAAAGGGAAACGAAAAGCGAACUGUCAAGAGCGAGAAGUAAACACUUUCUGAGAUUCGGGAAAAGUAUUUCGGCCAAAAGUAAGUUAGAGAAAGGCGAUAAAGGUCAGCUGGAGAACAUAGAGGCUGCACUGAACGAGGCAAGGCAAAAGAACAAUCUCGACCAAAAGAGGGAAAAUCUCCUCUCGAAAAUCGAAGACCAAGCAAAGAAAGGUAAAAACAACAGGGCAUUGAACGAAUAUCUCACCGAAAAGUCUUCAAAGCUCAACGAGGAAAUCAACGAAAUAACGAAAAGGAUAAACGUGAAGACUAAAGGAGUAGACCUUUCUGAGCUAUCGAGGAGAAUACUAGAAAAGUACAGUUGAACGCUAUUUGCUAAGGGGAAUUGUGCUGCUUUAUAAUAAGGUUAAAUUUGUCCGAUAAUUGUAAUUGGUGGAACUGAACGUUUUACGUUUGUAAAAAAUGCGCGUGGUCCUAAAUAAGCCUGUCUGGACGGGAAACGAACUGGAAAUGAAGACGAUAGGCGGCACACCAAUUGAAAAUAACCUUAGAGAAGAAUGAGGUAAACUAAGUCAGACAUACUUUUCAAAACGAAAUUGAAAUAAAAACUAAUUUAUGAAAA